This is a messenger RNA of Alternaria triticimaculans, 819 nucleotides long. RefSeq lists its product as uncharacterized. The record is from RefSeq and is a predicted model, not a curated record. NCBI's taxonomy places the organism in Eukaryota, Fungi, Ascomycota, Dothideomycetes, Pleosporales, Pleosporaceae. Bases 1 to 819 code for a protein of 272 amino acids. The transcript has a single exon.
AUGGUCUCCGACGGCAAACGAAUGCGAAUCCUUUGGCACCAUGGCGAUGGCAAUGGCGACUCCAACAAGGCCUUCGUUAUGCGGUCGAAGACUACAGUCCGCGGUCAUCCAACCUGGAAGAUGUACAUGGGGAAGGUACCACGUCCCAUUAUCUAUGGCAGAAGGGAGCCCCUAAGGUAUGUAUACCUCGACGACAAAGCCUGCUACGCCGUCUACAACUCCCAAACGUAUACUGCGAAGGAGCUCAGCACAUUCUGGCCCUACGAUUUUGAUAAUCUGGGCAACAUCAAAGCCAGCAGGCCGAAUCGUGGCCGGCCAGCAUAUCUCGAAAACUCUACCACGGUAUUCGCCAGGGGUCCACUUCUUCGCAACAAGACAGCCGAAUAUGAGUUCUGUGGUCGCCCCGCCUCGCCAGAAUAUACCCCUAACUGGCGCGUGAAGAGAGCAGCAGAGGAUGCGCAAGCAAAGAGAAUCGAGGCUAGCACCCAAAUUUCGCUCAGCGGUACCAUGCCGGCUAUGCUCAAGCCUAGUCCCUACGUCCCUGGUCCUAUAGACGGUAACAUCAAGCCACUGAGCAUCACCGACAGGGCUGUCCAGGGCUCACCGUACUUCGACAUCCCAGCAGCAGCCAUGCGGAAGCGACCUAGACCUAUUCCCGGUGACAUGGCUGCAGUAUAUGCAGGUUUCACUACUAAUCGGAACGCUGAGGCCGCUGGGAUUAGCGCUGGACCAGAGGCGAAGAAGGUCAAAGUCAAGCAAGGGGCGGACAUUCAGAAUGAGCUGCUGGCGAUCACAGACAAGCUAGACAGCUCUGAAUAA